UGUUAUGUAAUAACUAUUCUAAUGUUGAGGUUGAUGGACAAUGACAGAUACUUCAUAUCCCGUAUCUAAAGGGGGAAAACCCUUUAUUGCACUAAUCCACCUGUAAAAGGAAAGAAGGUAUCACAGGAUAGAACAGAGAAAUGUUCAUAUUGAGAUUAAUUAAUUGAUGUCCAAUCCUGCAAAUGAGAAGCAUCCCACCACAUACUGUUUCUCAGUACGAUGCAGAGUUUGGAGGACAGACGAGUGUUGCCUCUCUCUUUUAAUAUGGAUCGGGAAGAUGAUUUAGGACAUGAUCAAUUGCACAGAAAUGCCCUGAAUCAGGAGAAUGAGAUUCUUCGUCUUCCAAGCAUCCGCUCAUUAUUAAACAGCAGUCAGGUUGUGGAUCACAAUCAUUUGCAAAACGAGUUCUUUGCUCUCAAGAUCAGGAAUUGUCCUCUCUUCAAGGCUGUUCCACUGCCUCAUAUUGGCAAAAAAAGGCUGCCUCAUCCUAGGGAGGCUGUGAAUGGUGCUGCAUCCUCCAAGGAAUUGCCUGGUCUGCUUUUCUCUCCUGAAAAAGAUCUGUUUGAGAAGAUCUUCCAGUAUUUCGACCCUGCCAGAGCAACAGGCUGGCUGGAGAGAGCCCAGAACCUCAUUAGCGAGAUGGGCGAGUGGAGUCGUUUUGGAGAUAACUAUGUUCGCUUUGCACAUUUCUGGCUGGCUGAGCUCCAGGACGUUCAAAAACAACAACUGUUGGAACUGGAAAUGGGGGUUAUUGAGGAUGAAGUUAGCCUUGCCUUUCUUGAGGGAUUGGACUCUACGGAAUUCCAGUCUUCGGAGCUGAAUUCCGUUCUUGCUGCUGCGCUGAGCGAAUAUUCCCUGGCACUUGUAUACAACCAGAACCCAUUUAUUUUUCUUGACUACUUGAGCCUCAUGUCUUCAGCGGAUACAGCCGGCUAUAAGGAAAUGCUUUCAAAUAUACAAUACACAACCAAGAACCCUCAGAUAGCAGAGUGGUUAUUAGCUAUACGAGCCUUUGCACUUGCCAGUCUCUGGCAUGCAAUAGUGAAGUUUUAUAAGGCAUUGGUCAGUACGCAACCCUCGCUCGAGCAACGUGCCAAGAAUUCUGUUUCUUCCACUAGAAAGCAAUCCAGUGAAGUGGUUAAAGAAAGAGCUCUACAAACUGUUCAGCUGGGAUAUGCGGAUGUCUUGGAUUAUCUUGUUAGAAACCAGAAGCUGGAUCUUGGUGUUGUUGAUAACAAAAACAGAAAUCUUUUAUUUUUAGCCACUAUAUAUGAGCAGUCUAAGAUUCUGGACUAUUUCCUUGAAAUGGCACCUCCUAUACCUGAUAUAAACCAAGCCGCAGAAAAUGGAAACGCACCACUUCAUGCUGCAGUAAACACUGGAAAAAUGCAUCUUGUAUCUUUGCUUUUGCACUACCCUGGAAUUAAUGUGAAUGUCCAGAAUUCGCAGUGCGACGGGGCAACUCCACUACAUCUUGCUAUUGUUUUUGGGCAUCUGGGAAUUUGCUAUUUAUUGCUGAAUGCUACUGCGGAUGUCGAAAGCCCCAUGGGAAGGCUGACACCUUUGCAACUUGCUGAAAUAUUUGGUAAUGAAACUAUAAUUGGCCUUAUAAAAAUGUACAUAAGGAAAUUAAAGCUACAAAAUAAAGUGUUUGCCUGAUGAGCUUCACUGAAGAAAAUUCCACAAAACCUUUUUUUAAAAUGUACUUAUUCAAUCUCUCGCUCAAUUGCUGUCUUGCUCUAUUUUGUAUUAAAGAUUCCUUGCCC
Molecule: messenger RNA, 1766 nt
Organism: Pogona vitticeps (central bearded dragon)
Lineage: Eukaryota; Metazoa; Chordata; Lepidosauria; Squamata; Agamidae
Source: RefSeq, a predicted model, not a curated record